UUUCCAUAGGUUUGAGUAUCCUGGUCCUUGUUAGAGCUCCAUUCUUGAUCUGUUCAGAAUAGUUACUGUAUUUCUUUUCGUAGCUUGCUCUGCCAAGGGUGGGGCUUGUGGACCAUUGAAAGGUUUUGAAAGCUAUGAGUCAUAUUGCUGAAGGCAGAACUUUUGAGGCAGAGUAUUUAUGCGAAGGCACAAUAUGCUGUUAUUAACAGCAGAAGGAACUGAGUAUCAGUCAGAAAUCAGUCCCUGAUUACAGAAAUACAGAACCAAGAGAAAGAUAGGAUGGGCACUGCUGGAAAAGUUAUUAAAUGCAAAGCAGCUGUGCUGUGGGAACAGCAUAAACCUUUCUCCAUUGAGGAAAUUGAAGUUGCCCCACCAAAGGCUAAAGAAGUUCGCAUUAAGAUUUUGGCCACAGGAAUCUGUCGCACAGAUGACCACGUGAUCAAAGGAGCAAUGGUGUCUAAGUUUCCAGUAAUUGUGGGACAUGAAGCAACUGGGGUUGUAGAGAGCAUUGGAGAAGGAGUCACCACGGUGAAACCAGGUGACAAGGUCAUCCCUCUCUUUCUGCCACAGUGUAGACAGUGCAAUGCUUGCCGCAGCCCAGAUGGCAACCUGUGCAUUCGGAGCGACGUUACUGGUCGUGGAGUCCUAGCCGACGGCACUACCAGGUUUAGCUGCAAGGGCAAGCCGGUCUAUCACUUCAUGAACACCAGCACGUUUACUGAGUACACGGUGGUGGAUGAAUCUUCCGUGGCCAAGAUUGACGAUGCCGCUCCUCCUGAGAAAGUCUGUUUAAUCGGCUGUGGAUUUUCCACUGGAUAUGGGGCUGCUGUUAAAACUGGCAAGGUCAAACCUGGUUCUACUUGUGUUGUCUUUGGUCUGGGAGGAGUUGGCCUGUCUGUCAUCAUGGGCUGUAAAUCAGCUGGUGCUUCCAGGAUCAUUGGGAUUGACCUCAACAAAGACAAAUUUGAGAAAGCCAUGGCUGUUGGAGCCACCGAGUGCAUCAGCCCCAAGGACUCUACCAAGCCCAUCAGUGAGGUGCUGUCAGAAAUGACAGGCAACAAUGUGGGCUACACCUUUGAAGUUAUUGGGCGUCUUGACACUAUGAUUGAUGCCCUGGCAUCCUGCCAUAUGAACUAUGGGACCAGCGUGGUGGUGGGCGCUCCUCCAUCAGCCAAGAUGCUCACCUUUGACCCAAUGCUGCUUUUCACAGGACGCACGUGGAAGGGAUGCGUCUUUGGAGGUUGGAAAAGCAGAGAUGAUGUCCCAAAACUAGUGACUGAUUUUAUGGCAAAGAAAUUUGAUCUGGACCAGUUGAUAACUCAUGUUUUACCUUUUAAAAAAAUCAAUGAAGGAUUUGAACUGCUCUAUUCAGGUCAAAGCAUUCGAACUGUCCUGACGUUUUGAGACUCUAACUUCCAGGAGGUCUGUGUUGGGUGCUGGUAAUCUGGAGCGACACUGUCUGCAGUUCCCUCCUCUGAAAUGAUGGAUCUGUCUCACAAUACAAGCACAAGUAGA
Messenger RNA from Otolemur garnettii (small-eared galago), 1515 nucleotides. It is a transcript of the gene ADH7, whose product is annotated as alcohol dehydrogenase 7 (class IV), mu or sigma polypeptide. Gene Ontology annotation, molecular function: all-trans-retinol dehydrogenase (NAD+) activity; zinc ion binding. Gene Ontology annotation, biological process: retinoic acid metabolic process; retinol metabolic process. NCBI's taxonomy places the organism in Eukaryota, Metazoa, Chordata, Mammalia, Primates, Galagidae. The transcript has 9 exons. The record is from RefSeq and is a predicted model, not a curated record. Bases 280 to 1404 code for a protein of 374 amino acids. Gene Ontology annotation, cellular component: cytosol.